CGCGUGCUGUGAACGACGGGUGUGCCAUCUUUCGACAAGAGAACAGGGCAGUUGUCGGCAGAGUUGUUGCCGACAACACGAGGUUUUACGUUGCGGUUGCUUCGAUCGCGGCGGUAGCUGCUCUCGCACGGACGUCGCCUCGUCGUCGUCGUCGUCGUCGUCGUCGUCGCUCGACGAUCGACGCGAAGAACUCGCGUUGUACUUCCUGCUCCGGCUGCACGUUCGGAGCGCGAACGCGUUGUUUCGCCGUAACGGCUAAUUGUGGCAAUUUACAUCGUCGUUGGCGACAAUAACAGCGACUGGUCGGCAGCGUGCCGAAUGUCCCUCAGAGAGCACUCCGCCGGCAUUCACACAGCUGCACCGGCGUCACAUACAGAAAUUACGAUUACACUCGUGCGAUUUCGCUCGUUCGCGACUGGAUGGGCACCGCUGGAUGACAGAGCGAAACGACAGUCGAGCAGGCGCUGAUUCCAGCGUGCGUCUAGUCUAACUUGGUCGCAACAUCAUAUCGCGAAUUGGGAAACAUGUUCGGCAUAUUAGAAUCAUGGCUCGGUCAUGGCUAUGGUGGCUCUUCAUCGUCCUGACGCCAUUCGUGCUCUUUUACAUAUACUUGUCGUUAAAUGUACCUUCCGCAGAGCAGAGAGGAUCGAAAAUCGAAAAGAAAUGGCGGUCGUUGCCGGUAGGGACGGAGAGGUCGGAGCUGCGGAUGGAAGGUCGCUUUCUCAAGGGGCCGCAAUUAGGAAACAAUAUCGAGGUGAAAUGCGACACCGUACACGUAGCCAUGGUGUGCGCCGGAUACAACUCAACCCUCACCCUCGUAACCGUAGUGAAGUCUAUUCUGUUUUAUCGCACGAAUCCGUUGCAUUUUCAUUUGCUCGUUGACGAAAUUGCGAGGAGAACGCUUUCGACCCUGUUCCGAACGUGGGAUUUGCCGCAUGUGAACAUAACGUUCUACGGCGCUGAGGUGUGGGUGCCGAGGGUGUCGUGGAUACCGAACAAGCAUUAUUCGGGGGUGUACGGUCUCUUGAAGUUGAUACUGCCGGACGCGAUACGAGAGGACAAAGUGCUCGUGUUGGACACGGACGUAACCGUUUUGAACGACGUGAGCCUGUUGUGGGGAAUGUUCGAAAAGUUCUCGACCGGCCAGACUCUGGGCUUAAUCGAGAAUCAGAGCAACUGGUAUAUAAAGGCGCUGUCGUACGGCCAGCGACCGUGGCCGGCGCUGGGCCGGGGAUUUAAUACGGGCGUCAUGCUAAUGCACUUGCAACGGCUCCGCGACGGGAAAUUUACAAGCUCGUGGGAGAGCGUUGCUAAGCGCGUGCUGGGAUACAUACCAAAGACCAGCCUGGCCGACCAGGACGUGAUAAACGCGGUGAUCAACGAGCAUCCAAGUAUUGUGUAUAGGAUCGAGUGUACCUGGAACAUACAGCUGAGCGAUCGCACGAUAAGCGACACGUGUUAUCGCGACAGUAGUCGUAUAAAUAUUCUCCACUGGAACUCGCCCCGAAAGCAAGACGUGCGCAAUAAGCACGUUAACGAGUUUCGAAAAUUGCACCGGGUCUUCCUCGAAAUGGACGGCAAUUUAUUGCGAAGACGCUUAUUCGGCUGUGAUAAGCACGAGAGUGCGCUUCCAUACAACGAAUCGAGCCCGUGUCGAGAAUUCGAGAAAAGCGCCAGCAUUUUAUACCGCACGCAUCCGUUUCUUCUGGAGUACGAUUACAACAUGUACUCGCCGAUGGACGUCGCUCUGGUUACCCAAUGUAGCGUCGAAAGGAUACCGCUGCUGGAAGCGUUAUCAAAACACUGGCCGGGAACUAUAAGCGUCGCGAUUUACCUGACCGACGCUGAGGUUCAGAACUUCCUGGACUUUGUGCGAGGCUCUGCAGAUUUGCGGACGAGGAGGAACAUCGCUUAUCACGUUGUGUACAAAGACGGAGAACUUUAUCCUAUUAAUUACUUACGAAAUACUGCGAUGUCAUACGUGUCAACCCCGUUCAUCUUUCAACUCGAUAUCGAUUUUUUGCCACAACUUGGAUUGCAUGAAAAUAUUAUGGGCUACAUUAAUAAAUUGGAUAUUAACGAGUCGGAUAAAAUAGCUCUAAUCGUGCCAGCAUUCGAAACCGAACGUUACAGAUUUGAUUUCCCGGCUAAUAAGGAGGAAUUGCUAAAAUUUCUUAAACGUGGUGUUUUAUAUACAUUUCGUUAUCACGUCUGGACGCAAGGUCACGCCGCUACGAAUUAUAGCGUUUGGCGAAGCAGCUCGGAACCGUAUGAAGUAUCGUGGGAGCCGGAUUUCGAACCUUACAUAGUAGUUUCGAAAUCUGCCCCGCGAUAUGACACAAGGUUUAUCGGGUUUGGGUGGAAUAAAGUUUCCUACGUGACCCAUUUAACAGCGUUAGGUUAUAAGUACAUAGUAUUGCCGGACACAUUUAUUAUCCAUCGACCUCAUGCCCCCAGUUUAGACAUUGGCAAGUUUCGGAGUGAUUCCGUUUACAGAAGAUGUCUUAAAAGGUUGAAGGACGAAUUUGUCAAAGAGUUGAUGGAGAAAUACGGUGAGACUGCGUUAUCCAAGCUAAGAAAAGAAACCAAAAAGGACAAAGAUUAGAGAGAAUAGAGAGAACAUGACAUUUUGUAAUGAUGGGUAUUUCGAACAUAAAUAUAUAAAAUUAGACGGUGAAGUAAAAGCGUAUUAUAUUUUUUUUUUGAUGAUGAAGAAAUGUGUAUAAUGGAUAUUUUCCUAAAAAAGAAAAGACAAA
Molecule: messenger RNA, 2756 nt
Organism: Harpegnathos saltator (Jerdon's jumping ant)
Lineage: Eukaryota; Metazoa; Arthropoda; Insecta; Hymenoptera; Formicidae
Product: LARGE xylosyl- and glucuronyltransferase 2
Exons: 12
Coding region: 545-2605 (686 amino acids)
Biological process (GO): protein O-linked glycosylation via mannose
Cellular component (GO): Golgi apparatus
Molecular function (GO): xylosyltransferase activity; glucuronosyltransferase activity
Source: RefSeq, a predicted model, not a curated record